This is a messenger RNA of Triplophysa dalaica, 5220 nucleotides long. RefSeq lists its product as uncharacterized. The record is from RefSeq and is a predicted model, not a curated record. Gene Ontology annotation, biological process: neuron differentiation. Gene Ontology annotation, molecular function: protein binding. Gene Ontology annotation, cellular component: cytoplasmic microtubule; mitochondrion. NCBI's taxonomy places the organism in Eukaryota, Metazoa, Chordata, Actinopteri, Cypriniformes, Nemacheilidae.
UCAUACGGCGUUCAUGUGCAAUUAUUUUAACUCAGAAAUUCAUAUUUCCGAUAAUUCCGAGAGCACGUGAAGGCAGCAUAAAUUACACUAUUUGGGGAAGAUAUUACCCUAUAUCUAAUGUAUAAAUUAGUUGCGUUUUCACGUAAAAAGUUAGCACUUACACAGGUUUUAGAAAUAGUCACGUGUGUUUACAAUAACAGCUAUUGCAAAUAUUUUAAAUGCAAUUAUUUCCGCAGUUUGUAGACAACUGCAAAAACAGGUUGAUUUGAGGAAAUACCACUUUAAGAAAUAAAUGGCGGGCUGCACGUGCGCGUUUUCCUCCGGACAACUUUCUGUUUACCUUUAAAAUAUCAAUUGGAAACACAGAUCGAGGACCAUGUUUUAUUCUCAACUCUUCACCUCAAAAAGAGGAACAUUAGCAAAGAUCUGGCUGGCAGCACACUGGGAAAAGAAAGUAACCAAAGCAUACGUGUUUGAAUGUGACCUUGAGACCACCAUCAAAGAAAUUUUAUCCCCAAAGGUUAAAAUUGGCUUGCGAACAUCCAGUCACCUUCUUGUAGGAGUCGUGCGGAUAUACUCUAGGAAAACUAGAUACCUACUUGCAGAUUGCAGUGAUGCAUUGGUCAAAAUUAAAGUGGCUUUCCGGCCAGGACAGACAGAUUUAACAGAGGAUGCAUUGGAGGCCACAUUUAAUAAUAUCACUUUACAAGAAGACUUCACUGACUUUGACUUCCAGUUGCCUGACCUGAACACCAUUGAUGUGGCAGACCACUUCUCUUUAAACCAGUGUCGCACAGAAGACAUUACUCUUAAAGAGACAUUGGGGAGCAACUUUCACACUGUGGGCAUAGGAGAGGAAACCAACACUUAUCAAGGUCUUUUUGAUCAAAGUUUCAGUGUCCAAGGCGACUGCUUUGGUGAUGAAGAAAUGCAGGUUGACCUCAUUGAUAUUAUAUCAAGCAACAGUAAGGACGCUCUUGUGACUGAUUUCUAUUGGAACAUUCCUAAUGAAUCACCAGCUACACCUCCUCCAACUGCUGUCAGUGUUGAAGAGCCGGUGUUUGUGAAUCAAGAGGUUUCCACUUCAAAGACGGGUGUGAAUAGUCCAGCCAUGACUGAAACCACGUUCUUAGUGCAUGCAGAGGAAGGCUUUGCCCUUGCACCUAUUGUUAUUAUACCAUCUUUGAUAAAGAAGAGUGGGAAUGCGAAGAGGAAGCUGGUGGUUGAUCGGUCAAAGGAGCUAACUAAUGAUGUCAUAAGGGAGCAACUGGCUGACACUUCUGACCUUUUGACCACAUUAGAGAUUGCCCCACCCACUCAACAGCUCAUGGAGUGGAAGGCAAAUGGAGGGGUGAAGCAACUGUUCUUGUGUUUCUGCCUUCCAGUCUUGCACCCUGAUUUAAAGCAGCUGUUCCCUCGUAACAUGUCUCCUAGGAGACAGCGGUCUGGGGUAGAAGUGGGAGAGCAGACUGACCCCGAAGAGAUGAGAGAGCAAACUAGAGAGGCUGACAGUGAGGACACUGCUGAGCCAGUACCGGAUGAAUGGAGUUUGCUGCAGGAGUCUAUAGCUCCAGAUAUAGCAGCAGACACAUCUGUAGAGCAUUCUGUUAGUCAUACAGAACCUCCACUCCCCUGGAACACCACUUGGGAGGAGAGUAGGAUGAGAGUGUCUUAUCCAGAGCCUCUUUCUGAAGACUCAGUGUUGACUCAUCUAUUUAGAGAGGCAAGGGAAACUCCAGUGGUGGCACAAACACGGGAGCAGUCUUUAAUGGACAAUCAGGAUGUGGAGGACAAGAGAAUGACCAUUCAGGCACGCAAACUUCUCCAAAUGCUCAAGAGAUAUUUGUCCUGUGGAAUCCCUGCAUCUUUGGAGAUAGACUGUGUAAGGCAGUACAUACCCAUGUCCCUCACGUCUAGCAGAAGGCCAUCUGCUGGUUCUCGCAGAAGGCCUGCUGCCCCGAGCAGCGCUCGUCACUCACAUGGGGACUCGCCUCUCCGUAGCAGUUAUUCAACAUCACCCUGCAAAUGUACAGAGAGCAAUACUGCAACACGUUCCAAUCCAACCACACCACGACGGCAAGUGAAGUAUGCAGCCUGUAGUGAGAAUCACGGCAUCCGUCCGCCUGCCCCUGAGCAGUAUCUCACCCCCCUACCGAAGGAAGUGUGUAUUCGUCACUUACGAGCUCGGCUGAAAGAUAAUGUGGAAAGGCUUCAGGACCGAGACUCUGAGAUUGAGGAUUUGCGGAUGCGACUGACUCAGAUGCAGGAUGAUUGGAUUGAGGAGGAAUGUCAUCGCGUAGAGGCCCAGCUGGCCCUGAAAGAGGCGCGGAUGGAGAUCCGGCAGCUUCAGCAGGCCGUGGACACAGUUAGGUCCAAUCUAGGUGUCCCUGAGUCAGAACAACAGGACUGUAAGUCUGAAAGUCUCCGUGCAGGUAGUAUAGGGCCACGAAUUGGGGCAUCUAGGUCUUGUGGCUGCUCUCCAGCCCACACUAUGAGUCACAGUGCCACUUUUACCAGGCUAAGUAGCGAGACAUCACCUGGCACCACAGACCGUAAUGGAAAUGUGCAUUCUAGACGCUACAUUCCCGCCAACAGAGGGGCAAUGACGUUACCUAGAGGUGAUGGCCGCACUCAUCUUCUUCUGGAAGCCGCUUUGCUGCAUGAGCAACUGCCACAUGCACAAAUAUGCCCUGUGUUGUCACGAUCCUCCACCUGUGAGAGAUUGUGCGGCGGAGAGUCAAUCUUGCCGGUUAGUCGAUCUUGCCAUGCAGUGAACAACAACUGCAGCUGUGGUCCACAUAGCUACCUCCCACAUCACCAUCUAUUUCUGCACCUCCCACAAGAGGAAGCACCUCCUCCUCCCCCACCACCAGCGCCCCCUAGUGCAUCAGAGGUAGGUGACAAGCCAGGGUACCGUUCACAGGCGUGCAGUCCCACCAUAACCUGGAUCUCCGAAGAGGGCAGAGGCGAGGAGCUGAGCAUCAUCACUUCAGCAACCUGCGCACCAGAUGUUACCCUAGCGGAGCUGCAUGUGUUUUCGCCAUCAUCUGCGGCUACUUCACCUGCUCAGAUAUCUUACGCUACCGAACCUUUGCCACUUGACAACACGGUUGAAUUUACAUUAUUGACAACAACGCCUAUGGUGUUGACCAAACCACAGGUUCACCAGCCCUGCCCCAGAUCUUCACCGCUUGCAGAAUCACCAACACAGGAAGCAGUGCUAAUUACGGUCAAUGAUGAAAAUGAAGUGGGUGGAGCUUGUGCCGCAGAGGAGGAGGCUGAACCCACUUCUCCUAAGAGGAGCCACUGGAGCCGUUACUUCCUAAUUGAUCUGUUAGCGGUAGCUGUUCCUGUAGUUCCCACAUUGGCAUGGUUUUGCCGAGGGGCAAGGAAUGAAGGCAUGCCCAUGUACAACAUGGGCUCCCUGCUGCGCGGCUGCUGCGCCGUUGCAUUGCAUUCUCUAAGGCGGGUUGGCAUCAGCUCUGAUUCUAGCCCCUCAGGAACAGGAAGAGCAAGACCUAUUUGAAAACUUUUGUUUUGCCAUACUAUCAAAAGAGAACUUAAUUUUGACUCUUUUUCCUUGUCUGUGUCUCCCAUUAGCUAAAUAAUUUUGAACCAAAAAGGCCUCCAUCCAUUAAACCAGUGCUUGUUUGAGACAGGAUCUGGGACUGUGGACCAUAUUUGCACAAACAUUUACUUGUUUAAUGGCUCUUGCUCAUUUCCACCAUUUGUUUUACCUUUUCCUUCUGGUUCCUUUCUUAUCUGCUGGAUUUCCCCUCAUUCUAGGUUGAAACUAACCAGACAAAACAGAGCCAAAUAAAACUGAAAGCAGCAAUAAGGUAAAACUCUAAGCUGAGCUGAGAAUGUACAGAAACUCUACCAAAUAUAUAUUUUUAGGCCUUUAAAACAAAUAGGGAAGUCAAAGAGUUCUUUGAAUUUUUUUGCACAUUUCCAUCGCAUUUGCCUUGGAGUUUACUUCACUCUACUUUUUUAAUUGUCGUAUUGAGGUAUAUUUGAUUCUAACCUUAAGUGGGUCAGACCGUGGUUCAAUUUCAGAAAAAGGACAUUUCAGAUCGUCAAGGCUGGACUUCCACAUUUUAAACUUUUACAUACUCAUUACCAGUAUUCUCUGUAUGACAUUAGAACUACAACAAUGUUUUUAGAGUACUGAAAAGAAAAAAAACUAAGGUCAAUAGGUGUCUUGCAUCUUGCUGUCCUGAAAGAAAUGCUUUACUUAGUGCAUUGAAUAUAAUUCUUGUGAAUCACAAUUCUGUGUGAUUCUUUUGUUUCAGUCUCGAGCUUCUUUUUUUUAUGUGCUCAACUGUGCUGCUUAAGCAGAAUUGUAAAACUGCUUGAUGUCAAUUUCCAUAUGAUUAACAUGGUUCAUUGAAUUGUAGAAAAUUGUUUCAAUGUCCAAUUUCAUUGAUAAAACUUUUAAAGGUAACGAUUUAAGAUUUUAAUCAGUUUAGCCGGCUGUUGUUCAAACGAUGAUCUCAGGUGGCACUCAGGUGAACAGUACAUAGAGAAUGCACAAUGAACGGAAACUCAUGACAAAAGACCCAUUCAUUAGCAAAGGUUUGUAUCAACAUUGAUAUUAAUUGCUGCAUGCAUCCAUCCAAAUUUUAGCUAUAUUUAAGUCAACUACUUAUGCAAUGGUGUAAUACAUUUCUAAACUAGUGUAUUAGUGCUUUCCUGUAGCACAGUGGUAAAAGCACUGAGUUAACACAAGGUUGUGGGUUCGAUCCUGGGGAUUGCAAAUACCUAUGUAAAAUGUAUAGGAUAAAGCAAUGUAAGUCGCUUUGGAUAAAAGCGUCUGCCAAAUGCCUAAAUGUAAAUGUAUUAAGAGGUAACAAAAAAUUGUAAAAAUGGCUAAUCAUGGCAAUGGUAGAAGGGCUGCUGUAAGAUGCAUGUUAGCACAACUCCUAGUAGCCUAGUUAGAAAAACGUAUUUUCGAUUGACAUUUGGAUGAUCGUUUAUCUUGAUUUGAUGAUGCAGUUCAAUAUACGGUGAUUGUGAAAUUUGAUUACCCAAUUCACUCCUUGAAAAUGAAGUGAUUCAUUAAAAUGACAAGACAACUCAAAAUGUUGCUUUUGUUUUUCAUUUAGUGCCUGAACUAGGCACAAAACGGAAAAUGUUGUUUGAUACCAAUAAAUUACAGAAAUCACUUCGUCAUUCUCAUUUGGAUGAAGACCAAUGAGAUUCCAGGGUGGACAGGGAUAC